GCGGGUUAAGAAAAAACACCUCAGCGGCCAGCGCGCUCGUGAGCGAGUGUCCCUAACAAACCCCGGGGAGCCUCCGCACGAGGCUCGGGGGUUGGAAUGGUUACGCCCGCUGGCUCUAGGGACCGUCUCCGAAGAGUCUGUCCUGGAGGGAGACGGAGGCUGGCGGGAGGGCUGGGGGAAGGGAUCCCAGCCUGGAACAACUGCUGACUAAUCGGCAGGCGGGAUCACGCGCCCGUGUGUGCGCGCUGUGGGUUUCGGGCACCUAGGUCUCGGCCUGGAGGUGGCGGCCCGACUCCCAGGCGGGGCUCCCCCCACCCGGCCUUCCAGGGUAGGGGAGAACGUUCUUCGCAGAACCUUGUACGCGUGGCCCGAGAGGGCGGGGGAGGGGACUGAGAAUAGGAAACCCAGGCUCACGAAAUCGAGUACUUUCCCCUAAGUUACAAAGCUGAAUUCGACCCCGGGACUCCCCCCGUGUGUGCACCACCCGGAAGCAUCUUUCCUGCCCUUGACUUCCCAGUCUGUCCUGGCUUCCCAGUAAGAUUCGGUUGGAGAUACAGGCGCAAUGAUACUGCGUGCCUAAGAUGUGUGAGGCCCCCGUUUCCGUUUGCAACAUCAAGAAAGAAAAGAGACUGAUCCAGAGGACUCGAGGCCUGCUUCCGAAUGUCCAUGAAUUAGUCCCUUAGUGCUCAGGGAUGGAAUGGUUGUGAGAAGCUUCAAUUUAGGUGACCCAGCCUCCAGCACUGGGGAGCAAAUCCAGGUGCCCAUGUAUGCUAGUGUACAGCCUCAGGACCACCUUUGACCACCAUCAACCAAACCAUGCAUGUCUGGGACUCUCCUGGCUCACUGUCCCGGGCACUGCCCCUUGCCUCCUCAGUCCUGAUGCUCCUGAUGAGCUGCCUGUGGUUGUUGGGGGCUGGCCCCAGCCUUACAUUGGCUCCAGAGCUGCUACUGGACCCGUGGCAGGUGCACCGGCUUCUGACCCAUGCUCUGGGCCACACUGCACUGCCGGGCCUGCUCCUGAGCCUGCUGCUCCUGCCCACUCUGGGCUGGUGGCAGGAGUGCCGUCUAGGCACUCUGCGCUUCCUGCACAACUCCGCCCUGCUUGCCCUGGCUGCUGGGCUGCUGGCUGUGCUGCUGGCAAGCCUCGGGGUGUCCAAUGCAGCUGGAGGCUGUGGAUAUAUGCCUGUCCAUCUGGCCAUGCUGGCAGGGCAGAGUUACUACCCUGGAUGGCGUCAGGGGACACUGCCACCAUGGCUGCUCCCGUGGCUACUGCUGGCCCUGACCCUGCUGCUCAGCUCUGAGCCGCCCUUCUUGCAGCUCCUCUGUGGCCUUCUUGCUGGCCUAGCCUACGCUGCUGGGGCCUUCCGGUGGCUGGAGUUCUCCGAGCGGAGAUUGCAGGUGUUACAGGACAGUGUCCUUUGCAGGACUCUGACCCAGUGGUGGCCACUGAGGCUUUUUCCCACCCCAGACAAUCUGACUGAACUGCCUGUCACUUAUCCUGCUGCAGUGAGGCCUGCUACCCCUGGACCUCCUUACCUUGCUUCCCCAAGCUCCUGGUCUCACAGUGAUGGUUCUGCCCAGCUUCCACCAGGCGUGGGGCCUGUGCAGCCGGCAUGGAAGGACUCCGAGAGGAGCCUGAAGUGGGCUGUGUCCAGCUUUGCCCCAGGAACCCCGAUGUGGGCAGCCCUAGAUGAGCAAAUGCUACAGGAAGGGAUCCAGGCUUCACUUCUUGAUGCAUCAGCUCAGGGUUCUCAGAGCUUGUCAUGGUUGCCCAAGUCCUCUGGGUCUUCUCUACGGCUGCAGCAGCUAGAGCACAUGGGAUUCCCCACUGAGCAGGCCGCAGUAGCCUUGGCAGCUACAGGGCGUGUGGAGGGUGCAGUGUCACUGCUGGUUGAAGGGCUGGUAGAAACCGCAGCCGUAGCAACCGAGGGGAGGAGUGGUCCUGCCUACUGCAAGGACACUGGACCCUCAUAAUCCAGGAAAAGAGCAGAAUCUUUGGCCUGACCUGAGUCCUUGCCCAGUCUGCUGAGGGCAUCCCUGGGGGCAGGAGUGGGCCCCAGCAUGUUCUAAUACUUCCUAAGAAUAAAAGCUGAUG
Messenger RNA from Chionomys nivalis (European snow vole), 2095 nucleotides. RefSeq names its product rhomboid domain containing 3 (gene Rhbdd3). Bases 817 to 1974 code for a protein of 385 amino acids. Gene Ontology annotation, cellular component: membrane. Gene Ontology annotation, molecular function: serine-type endopeptidase activity; protein binding. The record is from RefSeq and is a predicted model, not a curated record. The transcript has 9 exons. NCBI's taxonomy places the organism in Eukaryota, Metazoa, Chordata, Mammalia, Rodentia, Cricetidae.